GUUACCAGCAGCCAAUAUGCAAUUCUUCUUCCUCGAGUUGAUUGAGAGAUUAAAAAACACUGUACGAAAAGGAUGGGUACUUCGUGGUGUUCGACAUCCCGAGAGCGUCAGUGAUCACAUGUAUCGAAUGGCAAUUAUGUGCCUCAUGGUACCAGACAUCGAUGAUUUUGUUCGUACGAGGGCUGUCACCAUGUCUCUAGUUCAUGAUAUGGGAGAAGCGCUGAUAGGCGACAUCACUCCAUCGGACGGAGUUAGCAAAGAGCAAAAGUUUGAGCGAGAAGAAAUGGCGUUGAAAUUCCUUGCGUGUACCAUUCGCUCCUCGAAUCCGAGUUUCGCAGAUUCUAUUUUGGACUUGUGGUAUGAAUAUGAAAGAGGAGAAUCUCCAGCGGCAAUGUUGGUCCGAGAAAUCGACAAGCUAGAGUGUAUCCAGCAAGCAAAUGUGUACGAAGGGCGAAGCGGUACAGACUUGGGUGAAUUCAUGGCACUGAAAGAGAAGGUUACCCUGCCAGUGUUGCAGCCUUUGCUGAAUGAUUGCUUACAUGAGCAUGAAGAGUUUACGAAACGGACGAAGACCCGUUUAGUUGUCAUCUUCCUAAUAGUACCAGGGGGUCCUGGCGUUGGAAAAGGAACACAGUGUUCUCUUCUUGCAGAAGAGUUCGGACUGCACCAUAUUUCUGUCGGUGACCUACUGCGGGUCGAGGCAGCACGCCCGGAAUCUCCAUAUCGCGACUUCAUACCUGAGAGCAUUCGAAAAUCUAUACUCCUCCCAGCUCAACUCACAACUCAGCUCUUGCAGCAAGCCAUAGUCCAAGCACGCUCGCAAGAGAAGCACAACUUUCUGCUCGAUGGCUUUCCCCGAAGCAUCGCACAGGUCGUCGAUUUUGAGGACAAGAUCUCCAAUGACUACGCGACUAUCUCGUUGACGUGUACUGAGACGGAGCUGUUGAAUCGUCUGCGCAACCGCUCAUCGCUCUCGGAACGUAUAGACGACAAUCCGGAAUCGAUCGUGAGAAGACUUCAAACAUUCAACGCGAACAAUGCUGAGGUUCUCGGUCAUCUCAGAAAACAAGGGCAAUGUUUCGAUGUUGAGUGCUCUGGCUCAGUGAGUGAAGUUUAUACGGAUGUACGUGAGACCGUCCAACAAAUUCUCCGCAUUUCCGAAAGUGCCCCAAAGACCGGGCCUAACUAAAGUCGGUCAUGCUCAGCUGCUCGAAGUGUUGUGAUGGUUGUUUAUUAAAUGCCAAUCUGCAUAUAGAAAAAUCGACGCUGU
Molecule: messenger RNA, 1270 nt
Organism: Macroventuria anomochaeta
Lineage: Eukaryota; Fungi; Ascomycota; Dothideomycetes; Pleosporales; Didymellaceae
Product: cytidylate kinase
Exons: 6
Coding region: 17-1189 (390 amino acids)
Biological process (GO): nucleobase-containing compound metabolic process
Cellular component (GO): cytoplasm
Molecular function (GO): nucleobase-containing compound kinase activity; ATP binding; 5'-deoxynucleotidase activity
Source: RefSeq, a predicted model, not a curated record